AUGAAUAGCUUUGGAGGUUUUACUUGCUACAUGGUCUCUAAACUUUUCCUAAGUGAGAUUGUUCACGGAAAGUUAAAGGAUUAAUUCUAAGGAAUAUCUUCGAAAGUUAAUGAGCACUCAGACAAUUUAUUUUUCUACUUGACCUUCUUAAGAAUAUUCCCAGGAUCCCCUAACUGGUUGAUGAACAUCUCUUUCGCUCAUAUUGAAGCAAUAAAGCCAUACCAAGUUUUCUUCUCAAUUUUUAUUGGGUUAAUGCCUUGGAAUUUUUUCACCUGCCAAGGAGGAUAGAUUCUAUCAGAGAUUAAAUCAAAGUCAGAUGUUAUUAAGCCAGAAACCUAUAUGCAAUUAAUUGGAUUUGCAGUAGUAUGCCUUAUUCCACCUCUAAUAAAAAAAUUCUUUAUCAAGGAAAAAGCAAAAGUAGAAUGA
Molecule: messenger RNA, 426 nt
Organism: Stylonychia lemnae
Lineage: Eukaryota; Ciliophora; Spirotrichea; Sporadotrichida; Oxytrichidae
Source: the annotation of a GenBank genome assembly